GCUCUCAUCCCUAAUGGACAACUCGAGAUUCUCUUACGGGAAGGCUCAAAACGCAUCGUUUCAUCAUUACCAAAAGCUCGAUUCCGAAUCCCGAUCCCCACGGUCAAUCAACGGUGAUUUCUCAUUUGGCGGCGACACCGAUCGCCGAUUCGCUUAUUCCCGGCAGCCUUCAUUUCACCAACCGCCGCAGGAGCCUCAGACUCCUGUCUCGAUCAAGGAUUCUACCAAGCCGUUUCUAUCCAGAACAAGUUCUAGCGUUGAUAUUCCCCUGAAUCUUUAUUCAUACGAUAAAAUCGAGAAUUUUGCGGAUGAGUCAAAGGAGUUAGAUGAGAAAUUGUCAAUUUUGUCGUUUAUUUUGUUUAUAUUUAAGAGCGCGAGAUCGGGGAAUAAGCAGCUAAGGAAAUUGUUCGUGUUGAUAUCGCUUAACGUUGCUUAUUCUUCUGCUGAAUUGUGUAUUGGACUUUUCUCCGGCCGAGUAGGUUUGGUUUCUGAUGCAUUUCACUUGACGUUUGGCUGUGGACUGUUGACUUUUUCCUUGUUUGCAAUGGUCACUUCACGGAGAAAGCCUGAUAGGUGCUAUACAUACGGGUAUAAAAGACUGGAGGUUCUGUCUGCCUUCACCAAUGCUCUGUUUCUUUUGUUUUUGUCAUUCUCCUUGGCCGUGGAAGCACUCCAUGCAUUUAUACAAGAUGAAUCUGAGCACAAGCAUUACUUGAUAGUCUCUGCUGUGACUAAUCUGCUGGUGAAUCUCAUUGGUGUGUGGUUCUUCAGGAACUAUGCUCGCAUUAAUCUUGUUUACAGAAAUGCUGAAGAUAUGAAUUACCACUCAGUUUGCUUGCAUGUUCUUGCAGACUCUAUUCGUAGUGCAGGAUUAAUCCUAGCAUCCUGGUUAUUAGCCCUUGGGGUGAGAAAUGCUGAGGUUUUGUGUUUGGGACUAGUUUCAUUUACUGUUUUUAUGCUCGUGAUACCACUUUUUAAAGCCACUGGUGGCAUCCUGCUGCAAAUGGCCCCUCCCAGCAUGCCAUCUUCAGCCUUGAGCAAAUGCUGGAGACAGGUAAGCACCCGGGAAGAAAUUUCAGAAGUUUCUCAAGCUCGUUUUUGGGAACUGGUGCCCGGUCAUGUCAUUGGAUCAAUUUCAUUACAGGUGAAGAAGGGAAUUGAGGAUCGACCGGUACUUCAAUAUGUGCAUAAUCUGUACCAUGAAUUGGGGGUACAGGACUUGACGGUACAAGUUGACUACAGCUAAAGUUUCACUUGUGUAUUUGUAUUUUAUUCCAGGUUGCUGGAUACAAAGAUCAAAUACCCAGGGCUGCAUUGGCGGUUGCCAGUUGAACCUUGUAUGAAAAAGAUUUAAUACUAGUUAAAGUUAAAAUUGCCUAUACGUCAGCAAGGAAGAAAGGUUUCAUUUUUGUUUAGUCAUCAAGUCAAGAAACAGUUAAUGUUCAUGACAUGAUUGCCUGUAAAGAAUUUUGCUCGGUUUCUUUUAUUGAUGCCUGGCACAAGGUUCAAUCUUGUAGAUGAAGGCACGAGUUGGUUGUCCUUUAUCGAGAUAACUCUUUGCUUCAGUUUAGAAUUGUUUCCUAAUGGAACCAGAGAUGAGUCAUCAUUGCAUUUAUGUCGCAAUAAGUGUUUCUUUUGU
Messenger RNA from Coffea arabica (coffee), 1639 nucleotides. RefSeq names its product metal tolerance protein C2. Gene Ontology annotation, biological process: zinc ion transport; intracellular zinc ion homeostasis; transmembrane transport. Lineage: Eukaryota; Viridiplantae; Streptophyta; Magnoliopsida; Gentianales; Rubiaceae. Gene Ontology annotation, cellular component: Golgi apparatus; membrane. Gene Ontology annotation, molecular function: zinc ion transmembrane transporter activity. The record is from RefSeq and is a predicted model, not a curated record.